GCUCAGCAGAGUGAGCGUGCGUGAGCUCGGUUGAAUCGGAAAUGCUCCCCGUGCAGGGCAGGCUCACUCUCACUGAGGUUUGAGGCACAGCCCCGCAGGAGACACGGCAGUAGCACAUCUCAACUUUCCUCAGUUUGCUGGUUCGGAACCUACAACCUCUAAUUGAUUUUUUUACGUGGACUAUUGCUUUCAUACGAGCUCGGUAUCAGUUCUAAAAGCAUGCGGGGAUGCCCAUGCGAACUUUAUCGAGUGGUUUUGUUUAUUUUUAUGCUGAAGUGAUUUCCUCGCCGCUUCAUAUAAACUCUCCGCGAGUGACACGUGUAUAAGCGCGUGCAUUUUUCCGUGUCUGGAUGACUGUGGGAUCGGUGUGGAUGCCCCCGGCGGUUUGUUAUUGUUGUUGGGAAAAUAGCGCGUUUUGGAGUGUACGUUAUUAGGCUGCUGUUAGCUUUAGCAUAGCAAAGGCCUUGUCUGCAGUCUCGUUUUGCAGUACGAGUAUCAAACUGCUGUUGUGUUGGCUGUGGACAGACGUACACACACUCACGUUCAUCAUUUGGACACUCAAAAGUGUUUUAAUUUCCAAAGCAGUGCAACUUCGAGCUGUAUGAAGUGUUUCGACUUCACCUGGGAGCUGCUGCCGAAUACGAAGAGAACCUCCUGGUCAGCACAACAGUAUACGGAUGCAACAGCCUCAUGCAACAUCAGAAACCGAUGCUUCUCCUGAUGCAUCUGAAAAUGACUAUAGGAUAUAGGACGAAUAACAGCUAAAAACAAAAGCCCAAUGAGUGACACACGGUCCACAGUCACUGACAGAACCAGUAGCAUUCUCAACAGAGACCACCCUCCCGACAAAAGCCCCAAAAGUGAUAAGCUGCCCGGUACCCCUACACACGAGUUUGACCCUACAGACGUGCUGGUGCAGAAGAGUGGAUUUGUAGUGGCUGACAGGAGACCUGAGUCUUGUGGACUGGUUCAGAGAUGUGUGAUCAUUCAGAAAGAUGAGAACGGCUUUGGGCUGACCGUCAGUGGGGACAACCCUGUUUUCGUACAACUCGUCAAACAGGAUGGCGCUGCCAUGCGUGCAGGUGUUCAGACGGGGGACAGGAUCAUUAAGGUGAACGGGACCUUGGUGACACAAUCAAACCAUGUGGAAGUGGUGAAUUUAAUCAAAUCCGGUUCUUAUGUGGCCCUCACAUUAUUAGGCCGACCUCCCGGGUCACCUCAGAUCCCCCUCUCUGAGGUAAACCUGGGUCUUGAGUCACCGGGGUGUUUCGGGGACCCUUUUGUUACAUCUCCCAACUCUUACAAUGCAGCGGAACGCACAUCCUCUCCCCUUGUACCAUGGGAAGAGAACAGUGCUUCACACAACCAAAGAAUGGACAACAAGAGGAUGGUGUCCAAGGAGCAACAGGACAUGCAGGGACUAAUGGAGGACUACAGCAGAACUCAUACAGCCAAACCACUACGGGACAUCCAGGAAGCCAAGAAGCACAUUCCACAUCAGCAGGGCCAGCUCAACAGGGCUACACAUGAGGGUAUGCAUCUCAGGAACAGUGAAGAUGGCUGUUGGGUGGAUGAGGAUCAAUAUAAGGGAGAUUUCAGCCCAGAGGGUUUCUGGAGUGGAAGUUCAGUAAGUGAAGUCCAGCACCGGUUCUAUCUGGCCUCUCCAGAGAGCCGAAGGGCCUCCAACUGUUCCAGUCCAAAGAGCACCCCCAGAGACAGCCUCAACUCGUGCCCGUCCCCUGAGGUCGAGGACCGUUCUGACCUAGAUUCUCGUUUCCAAUCCUCCAUAGGGAGCCCACCCUCCCGCCUGGCUUCGGAGAUCAUUGCUGCUGAAGAUGAUGACUUUGACACCGAGCAGGAGCAGGUGAACGGCCAGUGCAGCUGCUUCCAGAAUAUCGAGCUGCUCAAGACUCGCCCUGCUCAUCUUGCCGCCUUUCUGCACCAUGUGAUCUCCCAGUUUGACCCUGCACCUCUUCUUUGCUAUCUGUACGCUGACCUCUACAAACAGACCAACUCCAAAGAAAUGCGGCGCAUCUUCAUGGACUUCUUGACUUUCUUCAUAGACCGGGGGGCAAAUUUGAAGGUCGCUGUGCCCGAAUCCAUCUCCACUGAGCUCGAUCGGCGGAGACCAGAGCUGAUUCCUGAGGAAUUGCACAGGCAGUAUAUACAGACAAUGCAGGAAACGCUCCUUCCUGAUGUUUACAGAAACUUGGAGGACUUCAGGCAGAAGCGCAGUAUGGGUUUGACCCUGGCUGAUGUAGAGCUGUCUCGGCUGGACUCUGAACAGCUGGCUCUAGAGAGAGAGCGAUCAUGUGCUGAAAACAUCCUCUCCAAGAUAGAUGACAUUCUGUUGACUUCACAACCCACAGAAGAGGAGAAAUGCACCACCAUACAGUACGUGAUCUUCAUGUACAUGAAGCAUCUGGGAGUUCGGGUGAAAGAGCAACGAAACCUGGAGUCCAAACGAGUUCGAAUUAAUUUUCUUCCUUCCAAACUGAGGAAAAGCAAAACCGAAAAGGAAGGGGAGGAGAAACUGAAAAAGCCUCGCUUCCCCAUCCGGGUUCCCCCGCGGUGGCCUAGUCGUAUCGAUUCAUUACCGUCGGGGAGGGCCGGGGACAACAUCAAGCACAGGCCUCAGAAGCAGAUGUCUCAGCCAGCGAUGGGCAGCUCAGACCUAAUAGAAGGAGGACGUAUGCGGGGCAGUCAGUCAAGUGAGGGCUCUGACCUCCUACAGAGCCCGGGGUUGAUCACCUCUCCUCCCUUCAGCGCCCCUUACGGCUCACCGACAGAUCCCUCUGGCAGGGACCCAGAGUUUAAUAGCCCGUCUGCGGUGGUUCCCCGGCUCAGUGAUGGGGUGCCGUCUGGAGAUGUGCUGGACAGCAUCUACCCACCCUGUGACUACAUCCCAUACACCAUGGACCAGCUAGAUGAAGACAGAGAUGGAGACAGACUCCAUGAUGUGGGCACACCUAAACUGAGUAGAAGGUUUGAGGAGCUGCAGAGUGAGGAUGAUCAGGGGAGUGAUGUUUACUCUGAUGUAGAUCCUCCAAACUGGCAGCAGCUGGUCGGGCGUGAUGUUUUAGCUGGCCUGACACCCCACGAGAUCAAGAGACAAGAAGUCAUUAAUGAACUCUUCUACACGGAGCGAGCCCAUGUACGGAUGCUGAAGGUCCUAGACAGUGUUUUCUACCAGAAGCUCACCCGAGAAAACAUACUGCCCGUUGCUGACAUCAAAAACAUAUUCACCAACCUAGAGGAAAUCAUCCAAUUGCACAUGAGGAUAGCGGAUCAAAUGACAGCGAUACGCAAGAAGAACGAGUCGUCGGUCAUCGACCACAUAGGAGAUGAGUUGCUGUCUUGGUUCAGUGGUGGAGAGGAGGAAAAGAUCAUGCAAGCAGUGGGCACUUUCUGCAGUAACCAGCCCUUCGCCCUGGAGCUCAUCAAAUCCCGGCAGAAGAAGGACCAGCGAUUCACCUCCUUCAUGCAGGAGGCUGAAAGCAAUCGUCUGUGUCGACGACUACAGCUAAAGGACAUCAUUCCUGCAGAGAUGCAGAGGUUCACCAAGUACCCCUUACUGAUGGACAACAUUGCCAAGUACACAGAUGAGUCAGAGGAGAAAGUCAAAGUGAGACGAGCAGCCGAAUGCUGUCGACAGAUUCUCAACCACGUCAACCAGUCUGUGAAGGAGUCAGAGAAUAAACAGAGACUGGAAGACUACCAGAGACGGCUGGACCUCUCUUCCCUCAAGCAGAGCGAGAACCCCAUGAUUUCUGAGUUUAAGAACCUGGAUCUCACUAAACGAAAGAUGGUCCAUGAGGGUCCCCUGUCCUGGAAGAUUAACAAAGACAAAACUAUUGAGCUAUAUACUUUACUCCUGGAAGACAUCCUUGUGCUGCUGCAGAAGCAGGACGAGCGUCUUAUUCUCAGGUGUCAGAGUAAGAACCUCGCAGGAACGGCUGACACGAAACACAUUUUUAGUCCCAUCAUCAAGCUCAGCACUGUGUUGGUGCGCUCGGUGGCGACAGAUAACAGAUCAUUUUUCGUGAUCUCCAUGUCCAAAAACGGAGCUCAGAUCUAUGAGCUUAUGGCCCAAACAGUGUCCGAGCAGAGAAUGUGGCAAGGGCAGAUCGCUCAGAGGGCCGAAGUUAAGAACGCCAAACCCCACAGCGUUAUUCCUUUACCUCAGCACGAUGGCGACAGAGACGGUGUUGAGUUAAGCAAGUUCAGCAAAGGCUCUGAUCGAAUCUCCACAGGAAGCAUCCAGUCCGCAGAGAAAGACAGUGAAUUUUCGCCCUCGGCAGCCCUGCGGGACUGUGUCCCGGACGCCAACCCUGGGGAAGAGGACCAGUUACCCAGAGCUGGCAGGGAUGACUCGUAUCUGGACUCCGUACUCUUGAACGGCAGGGACGCAGACUCUCUAUCAUGUUCAUCUAAAGCAGAUGAGGCCCUUAAAACAUUGGCGGCUCUGAAGCAGGUGCUGUUGACUCAGCUGAUGGCUCAGGAUGAGGGUGAACGAUUGGGUCGAUCGGCUGGCAGUCGUCUCCUCAGGACCACCUCUCUACGCACGCCGGUGGAGCACAGCUCUGCUCGCUCCCCUAGUCGAGCUCAGGACUACACUUCUGGAGACACAGGCUUCUACGAGUGCCCAGAAGACUACGCAGCCUACCUGGUUCUGGAGGGGUACGGCGGCUCAGGCGAGAGCAGUACAGAUGAUGAUAUUCAGGUCAGGAGAAAGGAGCCGAGUUUGGCCCACAGCUGUGCUGCUGACUCGGGCAUCAGUCUCAGGUUCUCCUCACCAUCCUCAGGCAGCACGUCUCGCCUCAGCAAACAGGUCCUCUCCCAUCUUCGCUGCCUGCAGGCCAACCUCAACCACCUCAAGGAGAUGGAAACUAAGUAUUAUAAUCUACUUCGCCAAAGGCCUGUUGGGUCAGCCGCAGAUGCAGACGAAAGCAGAGAUAAGAAAUAGAGUGGCAGAAGUUUCUGGCUCCUGUGAUGACGGGGGCAUCAUCUCUAUCCGUAACAUGCUCCGCACAAGCCUGUCUUCCUCACUGCUGAACACCUCCAUCCUAAAAUGAGGGGAAUAUUCUAAAAAGGCCUCUUGCUUCUGUCAGCGCUCGUCAAUUAGGGAAGACGGACUGUCUCCUCUCAAACUUACCUGUCCCGAGUACAUGUCCUCAUUCCAGCAAACGUGGGCAGCCCAGUCCUCUCCUUCCCCUGCAGACUUAGCUAGAGAACGGAGAACUUUACCAAAUUGUACAAAGCUGUGUGUUUAAUAUAUAUAUGUAAGAAACACAAGUUGAGAGAGGAAUUUUUUUUAAAACUAAUGUAUUAAGUUUUUUCUUCCUUUUUUAAAUCCCAAGAUGUAUUUAUUUUUCUUUUUAGUGUUUUCCAUGUUUCUCGCAUGCUUUUGGCUGUUGAAACUCUUAAGCCGUCUGUUGCUGUAGGCUUCAGUAUGACUGAACAGGGUGAGUGCUUCAGAAUUAAGACUCUUUUCUCCCCCCACAAUUUUUAUUUUUUAUUUUUUUGCGUGGAAGCCCAAGUCUGUGCAGUACAUGAAGAGAAGUUUUUGCUCAAGGCCUCUCAGUUCCUCCAGCCAGCUGACAUUCCUCCCAGAGCCUUGGACUCAUUCAUUUGCCCCAGAGACCCUCCUGCUGAGAUGAAGAGUGGAUGGAGCUCAGGCUCUCCUGGUCUGUAGCUACAUUUUGAUGACUGCAAAAAGAGAAGGAUUACCAUCAAAAUGGAAAGUGAUGCAAAACCUGGAAAUAAAGAUGCAAUGACAAAACCUCUGUACUGAU
Messenger RNA from Pimephales promelas (fathead minnow), 5795 nucleotides. It is a transcript of the gene arhgef12a, whose product is annotated as Rho guanine nucleotide exchange factor 12a. Gene Ontology annotation, biological process: G protein-coupled receptor signaling pathway. Gene Ontology annotation, molecular function: G protein-coupled receptor binding; guanyl-nucleotide exchange factor activity. The record is from RefSeq and is a predicted model, not a curated record. NCBI's taxonomy places the organism in Eukaryota, Metazoa, Chordata, Actinopteri, Cypriniformes, Leuciscidae. Gene Ontology annotation, cellular component: cytoplasm.